Penicilliopsis zonata CBS 506.65 is the source of this 2055-nucleotide messenger RNA. RefSeq lists its product as hypothetical. The transcript has 2 exons. Bases 1 to 2055 code for a protein of 684 amino acids. The record is from RefSeq and is a predicted model, not a curated record. Lineage: Eukaryota; Fungi; Ascomycota; Eurotiomycetes; Eurotiales; Aspergillaceae.
AUGUCCCGCUACGAUCGCUACGAAUACCCCCCCUACGCCCACGGCGCCAGACACUCGCAAGAUCUCGUCCGGCAUCAAGACGACAGUACCGAGUCCGUCGAGGAGAUCCAGCGCGAUUACCCGCCUGGUGAAUACGACGAGUACGGGUACGGCCCUCCGCGCCGCACGAGGGUCACCACCGUGCGAGAUGGGGUGAGGCGGACGCAGUCGGUGAAUAGUUCUCCCAGGGGGACUUAUUACUAUGAAAGUACUCGGUAUGAGGGUGGAGGAGGAGGAGGAGGAGGUGGUGGUGGUCGUCGUCCUCGGGAAUCAAGAGAGUCAAGAGAGUUCAAAGAGUCCAGAGAGUCCAGAGAACCCCGCGAGUCUCGUCAUUCAAGACGAUACUACAAUGAUAGGUCAUCCAGAUACUCUUCUGCCAGUCGGUCACCGCCGCCCUCGUCUUCUCGUCGGUAUGGUAAGGGGUCAUCACGUCAUCACCGGUCUUACUCGUAUUCACCCUCGCCGACGCGCAGUAAGAGCAGGCACACCCGCGAGAAGGACGAGCGGAUUGCCCAGGCCGUCAAGGCCGCGUUGACUGCUGGUGCGGCCGAGGCGUUCCGUCUCCGCAACGAGCCAGGAGACUGGAAGGGUGCUAAAGGUCGCCGCAUCCUCACCGCUGCCAUCGCGGCAGGCGGCACGGACGGCAUCCUCGAUCGCAAUAAUCCCGAAAAGCACUCCACGCGGCAUAUCAUCGAGUCUACCCUUGCCGGGUUGGCCGCCAACCGUCUCGUGAAUGGGCCUCGUUCUCGCUCCCAGUCCCGCUCAAAGUCUCGUCACCGCUCCAAGUCGCGCGGCGGCAGCGGUGCCCUUAAGGAUGUCGCGGCUACGGGGCUACUCGCUGCUGCAGGCAAGGAGAUCUACGACCACGUGCGGAACCGGUCGCGGUCGCGGUCCCGUCCUGCGGGGGGACGCGGCCGCUCGAGUUCCCGGAAUAGCGGUGCCGGCGAUCACCGCGGCUCCUCGCGGCGCAGCAAGAGCGUGUCCGAAUACAUCAACAAGGGACUGGCAGCCUUGGGACUUGGCGAGAGCAGUAAGAAUAGCGACGCGGGCGGCAGACGAGACAAAGACAUGCAUGACCGUGACCAUGACCAUGACCGGCCGCGACGGCGGCAGCGGCGGCGUCACCUCAGUGACUCUGAAGACUCUGGCUCCUCCUGGAGCAGCGAUGAAGACUCUCGCGAUGACCGGGGACGAUCGAGGCGUGGUGAUAGGCAUCAUUCUCGAGAAGUAAUAUCCCCCAGCACAGGCUACUCGUCGACUGAAGGUGGCCGGGGCAAUUCCCGGCUGAAGAAGACGAAGAAGAAGAAUAAUGAUUCCCAUACAGACAGUGAUUCUGACCUAGGCGACAGUUCUGACGAGAAGAAACAAGACAAGAAGCUCCGGCGCGAUACUUUGCUGACCACGGGGCUGGCGACGGUGGCGACGAUCCACGCCGCCCACAGCGUGUACAAGGGGUACGAGGGACGAAAGAAGCGCAAGAAGGAGGUCGAGGAGGGGGAGAUGACGCCCCAGGAGGCACACAAGCUGCGCGUGCGGGCCAACCUCGCCGACGCCGCGAGCGUGGGCCUCGCCGCGCUGGGCGUCAAGGGCGCCGUCGGCGAAUGGAAGGAGGUUCUCGAGAAGAAACACGAGCGAGACCAUUACCAUGAGGAAUGUGCGCAUCGACAUGAGAAACGUUCGGCCCGGCGCUCCCAAAGCUCGGCCCGGCCCUCGCAAUCCUCCGCCCUGCAGCGCCGGAAUACUAGUCUCGACGGCGAUAGGCCUUUGUCGCAGGGGUUUCACUAUUACGAUGGCAAUCCUGCUAGUGUUCGCGUCUCCGUCGUUAAUCGCGUGUUCUGGACUCGAGACGAGACGCACAGGACGUGCGUGUGGCAUUCAGAGAAGUACCAGCCUUCUCCAUUCCUCCCAGCCCAACACCACAGCUUCGAUCUGACCAAGGUAUAUAUGAAGGCGAUGAUGCUCGAGUUUGCCACUGAUCAGCAAGAUCAUCCAUCAUCAUUAUUCUCCAUCCCUUGA